Molecule: messenger RNA, 534 nt
Organism: Rotaria sordida
Lineage: Eukaryota; Metazoa; Rotifera; Eurotatoria; Philodinida; Philodinidae
Source: the annotation of a GenBank genome assembly
AUGAUAACUAGACUGGAAACAUUACCUAAUGAAAUUCUUCUCCGUAUCUUUUCUCAUCUAUCAUGGUUCGAUAUGUUAACAUCUUUAUGGUCUUUAAAUAUUCGUUUCAAUUUUCUUAUCUGUUCAACAUUUUCAAUAAAUAACUGUUUAUUAAAUCGUGCUAUUAUUUUUACAGAACAACGUUUAUCUUAUAAUAAAUCUUGUUCAAUAUUAUUUUCGUUAAUUUUCAAAUCAUUAUAUCUUUGUUCUUCUAUUAAACGUAUUCAUUUUGAUGGAACAAAUUCAAUGGCUUGUGAUCUUAGCUAUGAAUGGUUAUUUAAUGAUAAAAAUAUGCUUCGUUUUCCUAAUCUUAAAUCACUUAUUCUUACUCGAUGUGGAUUGAUUGAAUCAUUAGUUCAAACUUUAUUUAAUCUUAUUAAACACCAAUUAGAUGAACUUGUAUUAACAUUCGAUGAGUCAGUCUUCCAUGGGAUGAAUUAUGUAAAAGAUCAUAUGCCAAUAUUUCCUGAUAGAGGUAAUCAAUCGAUCGUUUAA